Molecule: messenger RNA, 4067 nt
Organism: Hippocampus comes (tiger tail seahorse)
Lineage: Eukaryota; Metazoa; Chordata; Actinopteri; Syngnathiformes; Syngnathidae
Gene: ccdc171
Product: coiled-coil domain containing 171
Exons: 19
Coding region: 185-3016 (943 amino acids)
Source: RefSeq, a predicted model, not a curated record
AUAGAAAAAGGCUUCCUGUAUGGGAAAAAGGUAUUUUAAUUACUUUAAAUCUGAAUCAGCCUAUUUGAUCGAUGCUAUGUUUAUUUAUUAAUUGAUUUUUUUAAGUACUCUAUAGUAAAAAUAAAUUGAAGCGAAGCGUAAACCAAUCAGGGCUUUAUGCGGAAAUGACGUAAGGACACCAAACAUGGCGUCUGAUUCAAACGGCAUUGCCCGAAUGCAGCACCCCAGGCAUUAUGCCCCCCAGCAGCCAGCGGGGGAUGUGGCCAAGGAGGAACGAGUGGGGGACAUAGUCAAACUGUCUUUUGACAACAAGCUGACGGGAAGGAGGAGGCUCCACCAGCUGGAGAAGGAAAAGCUGGAGAUGAUGUCCACACACAACCAGCAGCUGUGCACUUUGGAGGCGGAACUUACCCGCCUCCGGGCCUCCGUGGAGAAUGGGGAAGCUAAGAGGGCAGAGCUUCAGUACCAGGUGACUGUGAGCCGCAGAGAUGCCCAGCAAGCAUGUGAGAGCAACGAAGCACUCAAAGAGCAAGCUGCAUCACUGCGGAAGGUUCUGGACAUGACCCAGCAGGCCAGACAGGAGGAACGACUCACUUUGCAGCAAGAAGUGGACGAGCGUGACGCACUGAUUGAUGGCUUGACUUCAGAGAGCGAACACCUACACAAACUCCUGCAGCGUCAGAAAGAGGCACUGGAGGAGGCGCAGAGGAGGGUGAUUGCGCUGCAGAAGGAGUGGGAGGAGGAGGUCCAGGGCCACAAAUCUCUGGAGGCCGACAUGGAGGUCGAGCGAGCAGCACACCUGGAGUUCAAGCGCAAGUGUGAGGUCACACAGGCGGUGCUGGCAGUGGAGCGGCGUGGCCAGCAGGAGGCGCAGUGCAACCUGGAGCUACUGAGAGGAGAGCUCCGAGAUGUGAAAAGAUCUUACCAGGAGGAGAGAGAGAGCAACCAAUUCACUGAGCAAGCUCUGCAGAGCCUGAAGACAGAGUACAAGCAGUACAAGUGUGACCUGAGCAUUGCCUUAGAGACAGAGAAAAGGAACACGGCUAACCUGGCUGAGAAGCUGGAGGAAGAGAAAAGGCAACAUGGCAACACGCGCCUGCUUCUGGAACAGGUGCUGAAGAGAGAGAUGCACUGUGAGAAACUCCUAGAAGAGAUCAAUCAGGCCCUCCAACAGCACACACAUCAAGAAGCAAAGGAUGAUGGGAAAAAGAGUCCUCCUGCCGACAUAAUGCAGCUGCUCCGUUUGACGCUCAGCAGACAGGAAGUAGCUGAGAAACAGGUCCAGGAUUUGCUGUUGACGUGCGAGAGACUUGACGAGGAGAAACAGACACUCAAAUGCGUGGCUGCGCAUCAGAAGCAAUGUCUCCAAGAGGCUUGCCAGCUGUCACUCAAGUUGCAGGAGCAAGCAACUCGCUUGCAAGAAGAGAGCCGUGAUUGGUCCGUGCAGAACGAAGAGCUUCAGAAACAGUCAAAGGCCCACCUGUCCUUCCUGCAUUGUGUGUAUCAGCGCCUGAUGGCGGGCUGUGUGCUCGCAGAGCCGCAAAGCAUGCUGGGUACCUUCACCUGGUCAAACUUGUGUGACCUCAUCAACGAGCUGGUGGGGCAGCUGACCUCUGACCUCCAGGAGGCCAACAACAAGGUGGCGUGUUUGCAGGCGGCGUGCGAGAAGAAGAGCGGGCACUUGCAUCAGCUGCAGCGGCGUCACAAGCUCAUGCUGGCGCAUGUCCGAGAGCGCGGGAAGAGGCGGGCGGAGGCCUGGAACAGCCGACACACGCGCACUGUCGCUCAGCUGCGGGAUCUCCUCUUGCGGAGCCGCAGAAAGUCAGCCUCCUUCCUGUCAGCGUGUGCCCUCCUCGCCGGCACGAUGGCGCACGCCCAGCGCCGCCUGAGCAGGCUCGCAGAGGAAAAACAUAUUUUGGGCUCACGCUUGGCGGCGAGGGAGGAGCUGGAGGAGGAGCUGCGGCGGCUGGCUUGCGCUUUGGGCGGAGACGGAGGGGAGAGAAAAACGCAGGGGUCGUCGGCCAGGAGGCGAUGGCGGAAGUACAUGUGCGUAGUAUCGGCAUUGAGGUGGUGGCGCGCCAUUGGAAGGAGGAGCAUGGAGUUGUUUCGGCUGGAAAUGGGACAAGCGGGUCCAGUGGUGUGUGUCGCUUCGUCAACUCUGAUGGGAGGAGAGGAUGUUGAACAUCGCGACGCACUGUGCGCUCGCUGGCUUCGCUCCAAACGUCUGUCCUCCACCAUCUUGGCCUGCAUGGCCGGCCUAUCUCCUCCCGCCUGCUCCCCGACACACGUGAGGUCAGCAGCACGGUCUGGAUUGGCUCGCCUCCUGAAUCACAUUGUCAGUCCAUCGGAAUCUGCCCCAGAAAUCUUGCGUGAGAUGAUCCCACAGACUCUGCCCCCCAGCGACUUGAAGAUGCUGGUGUCCCGCCUCCAACAGCACUUCCUGCUCCUCACCCAGCGGCUGCACUCAGCUGAGGUGGAGAGGCGGAGCCUGAGGCUGCAGGUGGCCCAUCUGAGAAGAACUGAGUACAGCAGGGAGGACAACUGCAGAACGGUUCCAGCAAAGCACUUCCACAGUAUGUGCUCCAACCUCCGCCAAGCACUCACUGGGGAACAGGAAGCUCGCGCCCUGCUUCAGGAGCAAUCGGUACAGCGAGACGCCCUGCAGCUGCGAGUCAACACACACGCCACAGAGCGGGAACAAGCCCACCGUGCGCUCCGACGCAUGGCGGAGGCGCUGGCGGAGGCUCGACGGGGCCUGAGAGGGAAGGAGCGCUCGCUGAGGAAUCUGGGCAAGCACUUGUCACGUGUGGACAAAGAAAGGCGGUGUCUGGAAGGGCGACUGCGACAUUUUCAGGACGCCACCAGGAUCACGAUCGGCUCCGGGAAGGCAGCAACGCAGCGGCAUAAGGCGGUGUCCAACUUUUCUACUUCUGGUGCAUUUAAAGAGCUGCCAAACCCAGGAAGUGAAAGUCGUGAAGGGCAUCAUCCAGGUCAGAGGUCCCCAAUCAAUGGGUGAUUUAGCCCGAGACUCAGAGAGACUAAACGAAAAUGUUUGGACAGUUCCUUCUGAAAACGAAUGUUUCAGGAGGCAUUAUGGAUGAAAAUGAAAGCAGAAUAUCCUUUUUAUAUAAGAUACUUUUUGGGUGUGCGAGAAGUUUUCAUCUUUCAUCACUUAAAGUGUUUGUCACACUUUAAGUGAAGCAUCAGCACAUCUCUACUAAGGAAUCCACACCCUGAGGCAACACAUGCAGACAAAAUUGUGCCGACUUUGCUCAAAGGGAAGCUUCUUUUUUUUGUCAGUCACCAUCCUAACUUGUGAGGUGAAAUGAACUUCCAAGGACAACACAUUGCUGGUUUCCAUGGUGACGGAGAGCUUUUUUUUUGUGUUUUUUUUUUUUUAAACAUCCCAUCUUGACAUUUGCCUCAAAGGAAUAUCAAGUACACCAACGCAUCAUGUGUUUUUGUGUGUAGGACUAAGUUAAAAAAGUGUCAGCGCAGAAAGAAAAGUGGCACAAGGGCUGACGCCGGCAUUUUCAUUCAGGUGCUGUCUUGGUCUGAGUUUGUCCCACCGGAUUUAAAUUGAGUUCCUCCCAUAAAGGGACAUGCCUCCUUCCUCGGGGGAGCGAAGCACAAGGAUCAAAGUCUUAAAUCCGCCUUGAGAAAGAAAUAAAACGGAAAUGUUGAAGUAUCAACUUAGUGGAUCGUUGCCUCUAAACAUGGCCACUCAGCACAGUAAUCCUCUCGAGUCCCGAAAGUCACUUUGACAGCAAGACGGCGCUAAUCGGCUUCCUUGACGCUUCCGUCCUCAGGCGACAAACAAGUUGUCACAGCAACAAGAAUAAACUUGUCCUACUGGGAGCUGACACCCAGAACCUCUCAUGGCUGUCACCAUGUCAUGUCCACGAUCCUGACCGCCAAUUUGUCAUGUCCGCUGUCAUCUUCUGUCAUCUACUUGAACGUCAUGAAUGCUUAGAUGCAGGCGUUCCUGGGGAUGUGCAAUUUUUGCCAAUCAGCAUCAGCGUUCUCCAAUCAGAGGCCGGUAGGUGGAGUCAAAUAGUGAACAAUAA